Debaryomyces tyrocola is the source of this 6396-nucleotide messenger RNA. Lineage: Eukaryota; Fungi; Ascomycota; Pichiomycetes; Serinales; Debaryomycetaceae. The record is from the annotation of a GenBank genome assembly.
AUGGCUUCAUACUUACCGCAAGAAGAGUUUGAAACUAACGUUUAUAAAUAUGACGAGACCCCAGAAAACAAGUCCUGGGCUUCGACCUUGCCAACAGCAAAAGGUUUGUACAACCCAGAAUACGAGAAAGAUGCGUGUGGGGUAGGAUUCACCUGUCAUAUCAAGGGAGAAGCUUCCCACAAAAUAGUUUCUGAUUGUAGAAAUUUGUUAUGUAAUAUGACCCAUAGAGGAGGAGAAUUAAAUCCCAAGGAUGGUGACGGUGCAGGGUUGUUAUCUUCUUUGCCACACAAGUUUUUCUUGAGAGAGUUCAAGUAUUACUGUAAUAUCGAUUUGCCAAAAUUGGGCCAGUACGGUACCGGUAAUAUUUUUUUCAAGAAAGACGACGAUGUAUUUGAAAAAUCCAGAAAAACGUUUGAAAGCAUAGCAAACACAUUAGGAUUAAAGGUCUUAGGAUGGAGAAAAGUUCCUCACGAUUCUUCCAUUUUAGGACCAGCUUCGUUGUCGAGAGAACCAAUGAUUUUGCAACCAGCAAUUGUAUUGAGUGAGUUAUUUGAUGGCCAACAUAAAGAGAUUUCGGAAGAAGAAUUCGAAAAGAACUAUCAAAUGGACUUUGAAAAAAAAUUAUUCAUCUUAAGAAAGCAAAGUACCCAUACUAUUGGAUUACACAAUUGGUUUUAUAUUUGUUCCUUGUCGUCAAAAACUAUCGUCUAUAAAGGUCAGUUAGCUCCAAACCAAGUCUAUGCUUAUUAUCAUGAUUUGGUGAAUGCUGAAUACGAGGCUCAUUUUGCUUUAGUUCAUUCUCGUUUCUCUACCAAUACAUUUCCAUCAUGGGACAGAGCGCAACCAUUAAGAUGGGCAGCACACAAUGGGGAAAUCAAUACCUUAAGAGGUAACAAAAAUUGGAUGAGAGCUAAGGAAGGUGUUAUGGAAUCCGAAUUAUUCGGUGAUGAAUUAGAUAAAUUAUAUCCUAUUAUUGAAGAAGGGGGCUCGGAUUCUGCCGCAUUUGAUAAUGUUUUGGAAUUAUUAGUUAUUAAUGGUGUUUUAUCCUUACCAGAAGCAGUGAUGAUGUUAAUUCCAGAGGCUUGGCAAAACGAUACCCACAUUGAUUCUAAGAAAAAAGCAUUUUAUGAAUGGGCUGCAUGUCUUAUGGAACCUUGGGAUGGUCCCGCUUUAUUUACAUUUGCUGAUGGUAGAUAUUGUGGUGCGAAUUUAGAUCGUAAUGGUUUAAGACCUUGUCGUUAUUAUGUCACUGACGAUGAUCGUAUGAUCUGUGCCUCUGAAGUUGGAGUAAUUGAAAUUGAACCAGAAAAGAUUUUACAAAAAGGAAGGUUGCAACCAGGCAGAAUGUUGUUAGUUGAUACUAAAGAGGGACGUAUCGUUGAUGAUCGUGAAUUGAAGAAUAAAGUUGCUUCAAGAUUUGAUUUCAAGUCAUGGGUUUUAGCUAAUAUGAUUAGUAUGGAUGAUUUAUUUAGUAAAUUAGAAUCAAGAGAUGUUAAUUUAAUUGAAAACCCUGAAUCUCAAGAUAUAACGGUCCAAACUGAUCCUAGGUUAGUUGCAUUUGGUUAUUCUCAUGAACAAAUAUCAUUGGUUUUAGCACCUAUGGCCGAGGGUAAAGAAGCCUUAGGCUCUAUGGGUAAUGACAAUGCAUUAGCAUGUAUUUCGGAACAACCUAAAUUAUUAUAUGACUAUUUCCGUCAAUUAUUCGCCCAAGUUACUAAUCCGCCUAUUGAUCCAAUAAGAGAGGAAAUUGUUAUGUCUCUAGAAUGCUACGUUGGGCCUCAAGGUAACUUAUUGGAAAUGAAACCAGACCAGUGUAACAGGUUAUUAUUAAAAUCUCCUGUCUUAUCAUCUUUAGAGUUGAAUGCUAUCAAGAAUAUCGAAAAAGUCUAUCCAAAAUGGUCCGUUACCAAUAUUGAUAUUACAUUUGAUAAAGCUGAAGGUAUUCAAGGUUAUAUUAAUAAAAUCGAUAAUAUUUGCCAAGCAUCUUCUAAAGCUAUUGCUGACGAUCAUCAAAUUAUUAUUUUGUCUGACAAGCUCACAAGCUUUAAUAGAAUCCCAAUUUCUGCAUUAAUCGCCACUGGUGCAGUUCAUCAUCAUUUAGUCAGGCAAAAGCAACGUUCUAAAGUGGCCAUUAUAAUUGAAACCGCGGAAGCAAGAGAAGUUCAUCAUGCAUGUUGUUUAGUUGGUUAUGGUGCUGAUGGUAUCAAUCCAUAUUUGGCUUUAGAAACUUUGGUUCGUAUGAAUAAAGAAAAUUUGUUAAAAGCUUCCUUGACUGACGAUCAAAUUAUUAAGAACUAUAAAAUAGCAGUUGAUUCUGGUAUUUUAAAGGUCAUGUCAAAGAUGGGUAUUUCGACAUUAGCCUCGUAUAAAGGUGCUCAAAUUUUUGAAGCUUUGGGAGUAGAUAAUUCUGUGAUUGACAGAUGUUUUGCUGGUACUGCUUCAAGAAUUAAAGGUAUUACUUUUGAGUAUGUCGCCCAAGAUGCUUUUUCUUUACACGACGUAGGUUACCCUUCAAGAGAAACUAUAAAGCCUGUUGCAUUGCCAGAGACAGGUGAAUAUCACUGGAGAGAUGGGGGUGAUUCUCAUAUCAAUGAACCUGCAGCCAUAGCCUCGAUGCAGGAUGCAGUAAAGAAUAAGAAUGAGAUCGCUUAUGAAGCAUACUCCAAGAAAGAAUAUGAAGCAAUUAAGAAUUGUACUUUAAGAGGCUUACUAGAUUUUGACUAUGAAAGUUCUCAGUCAAUUCCAAUUGAUCAAGUUGAACCUUGGACCGAAAUCGUACGUCGUUUCUUCACUGGGGCAAUGUCUUACGGGUCAAUCUCGAUGGAAGCUCAUUCUACUUUAGCAGUUGCCAUGAAUAGAUUAGGUGGUAAGUCAAAUACAGGUGAAGGUGGUGAGGAUUCGGCUAGGUCUUUGGUUCAUUCAAAUGGUGAUACUAUGAGGUCUGCUAUCAAGCAAAUUGCAUCUGGAAGAUUUGGUGUUACUUCUUAUUAUUUAUCUGAUGCUGAUGAGUUGCAGAUUAAAAUGGCCCAAGGUGCUAAGCCUGGAGAAGGUGGUGAAUUACCAGGUCAUAAAGUGUCUGAACAGAUUGGUAAAACUAGGCAUUCAACCCCAGGAGUUGGUUUGAUUUCUCCUCCACCACAUCACGAUAUUUACUCUAUUGAAGAUUUGAAACAAUUGUUGUACGAUUUAAAAUGCUCGAAUCCUAGAGCAAGGACUUCUGUUAAAUUAGUUUCCGAAGUUGGUGUAGGUAUUGUUGCAGCAGGUGUUGCUAAAGCGGGCUCAGAGAAUAUUUUGAUAUCUGGUGGUGAUGGCGGGACCGGUGCCGCCAAAUUAACUUCAAUUAAAUAUGCUGGCUUACCAUGGGAGUUGGGAUUAGCAGAAUCCCAUCAGACUUUAGUUUUGAAUGACUUGAGAGGUAGGGUUGUUUUGCAGACUGAUGGUCAACUUAGAACUGGUCGUGAUAUCGCAGUCGCUGCUUUAUUGGGUGCAGAAGAAUGGGGGUUUGCAACUACUCCUUUGAUUGCAUUGGGGUGUAUCCUUACGCGUAAGUGUCACCUUAAUAUAUGUCCUGUAGGAAUUGCAACGCAAGACCCUGAAUUGAGAAAAAAGUUUACUGGUACACCGGAGCAUGUUAUUAAUUUUUUGUACUAUUUGGCUAAUGAAUUGAGGGGUAUUAUGGCUAAUCUAGGAUUUAGAACGGUGAAUGAGAUGAUAGGAAGAACGGAGAAAUUGAAAGUUAGAGAAGACUUAAGAAAUACCAAGAAUGCUAAUAUUGAUUUGUCUCCAAUCUUGACCCCUGCGCAUACUAUUAGACCAGGUGUCGCGACUCACUGCGUCAAAAAACAAGAUCAUAGACUACACGUUAGAAUUGAUAACAAGUUAAUAGAUGAGUCUGAAAUAACUUUAGCAAGGGGUUUACCUGUUACCAUUGAUUGCGAUGUUGUCAAUACUGAUCGUUCAUUAGGUACAACUUUAUCGUAUAGGGUUUCAAAGAUUUUUGGUGAGCAAGGUUUACCACAUGAUACAAUCCAUGUUAAUGUAAAUGGUUCUGCUGGUCAAUCCUUUGGUGCAUUUUUGGCUCCCGGGAUUACGUUGGAAUUAGAAGGCGAUGCCAAUGAUUACGUUGGUAAAGGUUUAUCUGGUGGUAGAAUUAUUGUUUACCCACCAAAGGAAUCCAAGUUCAAUGCUGAAGACCAAAUUAUUGCUGGAAAUACAGCAUUUUUCGGUGCUACUUCAGGUGCUGCUUUUAUUAGAGGGGUUGCUGCAGAAAGAUUCGCAGUUAGAAAUUCUGGCGCAAACAUUGUUGUUGAAGGUACUGGUGAUCAUGGAUGUGAAUAUAUGUCUGGUGGUAGGGUUGUUGUCUUGGGAUCUACAGGUCGUAAUUUUGCAGCCGGUAUGUGUGGUGGUAUCGCGUACGUUUUAGAUAUGGCACAAGAUUUUGGUGAUAAAGUUAAUAGUCAAAAUGUUGAACUUUCCCAAAUUACAGAAGCUUCUGAAAUUGCUUUUGUAAGAGGUUUAAUUGAAGACCAUCGCCAUUACACUUCAUCUGCAGUCGCUGAAAAUAUUUUGAACAAUUUCAAUAGAAUUUUACCUAGAUUUGUUAAGGUUUUGCCUUAUGAUUAUAAGAAGGUGUUAGAAAAUGAAAAGAGAAAGCAUGAAGAAGCUAAGAAGAAUGAACUUAAUACUUUCAUCAAAUCAAUCAAGGAAGACCCUGAUAGUGAUGCAACCAAUGGGGAAGCUGCGAAAAUUAGGAAAGGACAUAUUCACCGUCCAAGUCAGAAUGCGGUGUCAGCUAAGGAUGGUAGCCAUGAACCAAAGGUUUUGGACGUGGAAGAUACUAUUUUUGAUACUGAAGUUGAAAAGAAAUCUGUUGCUAAAUUGGAUAAAUUAAGGGGGUUUAUGAAAUACAAGCGUCGUAAUGAGAAGUAUAGAGAUGCGAAGAAGAGAACUAACGACUGGAACGAAAUGACUUCAAGGCUCACAAAGGAUGAAUUGAAAUACGAAACUGCCAGAUGUAUAGAUUGUGGAGUUCCAUUCUGUACGUCGGAUACAGGUUGUCCAAUUUCAAACGUUAUCCCAAAGUGGAAUGAAUUAGUUUUCCAGGAUAGAUGGUAUGAUGCAUUACAAAGAUUAUUAAUGACCAACAACUUCCCAGAAUUCACUGGUAGAAUUUGUCCAGCUCCGUGUAACGGUGCUUGUGUCUUAGGUAUUAAUAGCGAUCCUGUCAAUAUCAAAUCUGUUGAAUGUGCAAUCAUUGAUCAUGGUUUUGAACAGGGUUGGAUUAAACCAGAACCACCUCAGCAUAGAACUGGUAAAACUGUUGCAAUUAUUGGUUCUGGUCCAGCCGGUUUAGCUGCGGCUGAUCAAUUAAAUAAGGCUGGUCAUUCUGUGAAGGUGUAUGAAAGAAGCGACAGACCAGGUGGUUUAUUAAUGUAUGGUAUUCCAAACAUGAAAUUAGAUAAAAGAAUUGUCAAGCGUAGAACUGAUUUGAUGACUGCUGAAGGAGUUGAAUUUAUUUGUUCAACAACCAUUGGUGAAGAUAUUACCAUCGAAGAAAUCAAAUCUUCUACCGAUGCAGUCAUCUUUGCAGUCGGUUCAACCAUUCCCAGGGAUCUUAGAAUCAAGGGUCGUGAAUUGAAUAAUAUCAAUUUUGCAAUGCAACUUUUACAUAAAAAUACUAAAGCAUUGCUAGACAAUGAUUUGGAGGAAAUCAAAAAGACAUUAGAAGGUAAACAUGUCAUUGUCAUUGGUGGUGGUGACACUGGUAACGAUUGUUUAGGUACAUCAACGAGACAUGGAGCCAAAUCAGUCACCAACUUCGAAUUAUUACCUAAUCCGCCAACCGCAAGACCAAAAGAUAACCCAUGGCCUCAAUGGCCAAGAGUCUUUAGGGUUGAUUAUGGUCACACUGAAGUCACUGAGCAUUAUGGUAAAGAUCCAAGAGAAUAUUCCAUUUUAUCUAAGGAAUUUGUGGACGACGGUGAAGGCAAUGUGAAAGGUAUCAAGACCAUUAGAGUUGAGUGGAAACGCUCAGAUAGUGGGGCAUGGCAAAUGGCAGAAGUUCCAGGAAGUGAAGAAUUUUUCUCAGCGGAUGUUGUCUUGUUGUCGAUGGGUUUUAUUGGACCCGAUGCUGAUAAUUUAGAAGUCACGAAGACUAAGAGAGGUACAAUUUCAACUUUGGAACCAAAUGGUUACAAGGUAAAUAACGAGGAUAACUUAUUUACUGCAGGUGACUGUAGAAGAGGUCAAUCGUUAGUUGUUUGGGGUAUCCAAGAAGGAAGGCAAUGUGCCAGAGAGGUUGAUAAUUAUCUCAUGGGCUCAUCAAGAUUACCAGGUAACGGAUCAAUCGAGCAACGUAAUUUCAAGUUGUUAGAAGAAUUAGCUGAAAAAGUUUAA